CACGUUCUCACAAAGAGAUAUUGAAAAUAUACGUAAUGCCGAUGCUAUACGUUCUGUUGUCCAGUGCCUAUAGAACCUUUUCGUCCCUAAAUUUUGUCACCUGGUGCUGUCGCAACGGCCAUGAAUAUACGUAUGUGGAAUCGUGCUCUUCGCUUAUUAUCUUCUAAAGAGUGUGUUGUUUGCUUGAAUCAGAAAUUUCAAGAAAUUACAUGUGCUUGUGAACGACGCCAUGCUAGUUUUAUUCCAUUCUUAUUCCAACGACAGAUACUUCAACAGAAAUCGCUUGAACCACAACACAGAAGAAAGAGUAUGAAACAGGCAGUAGUAAAACUUCAGGAAAAUGGUGUCGACAGAAGAUUUCUUAAAGUACACCCUUCACCUUCCAUGAUGAAUUCCCAGUCUGUUGUUUUACCGGGUCCUGAAAAGAUACGAGCUUCUGUUCUCCUAGAUAAUCCUGAAGAGCUACUUGAAUACCUGGGUAAUGGAACUCAAACUGUUUGUGAUGCUGUAAAGAAAGGAUUUCAUAAAUCUCCAAAAGGUGAAUGUCUUGGGACAAGAUCUCCUCCAAGAACAGGCCCUUAUAAAUGGAUUCCAUAUGAGGAAGUAAUGAGAAGAAAAGAUUAUGUUGGAUCUGGCUUGCUAUCUUUGGGUCUUUCAGCAUCUCAAAAAACCAUAGUUGGAAUAUGCACUAAAAAUAGAUCAGAAUUUGUUUUAACUUUGUUGGGAUCCUGCCAUUAUUCAAUGAUUCUUGUGCCGAUGUAUGAAUGUUUUGGACCUGAUGCAUUGUCACACAUUGUAUCUCAAGUGGACAUGGAAGUAAUCAUCAGCGAAUCGCUCACGACUGUUGCACAUAUCAUUGAAAAUUCAGAUAACUAUCCAAAUUUGAAAUAUGUCAUAAUAAUUGAAGCUAAUGAAGAAGAAAUGGUUAAGCAUAAGUCAUCUAGGCUCAAAAUUAUGUCUUUCAAAGAGCUUGAAGAACUUGGAAAAUCUAAUGUACAGGAACAUAAGUUGCCCUCUCCUGAUGAUAUUUUUUGUAUUUGUUAUACAAGUGGAACAACAGGUCAACCUAAAGGUGUAAUAAUCUCACACAGGAAUAUUGUAUCAUGCCUUGCAUCAUUAGAAGCCGUUUUUGGGGUAGCUAUUCCGAAAACUGGAACUUUGGUCUCAUAUCUCCCUUGUGCUCAUAUUUAUGAAAUGAUUUGCGAAAUCUUCUGCCUUUAUAAUAGUGGAAGAAUUGGCUUCUAUAGUGGUCACACAGCUUCUUUGCUGGACGACUUGGCAGAAUUAAAGCCAACAGUUUUACCUUUAGUGCCAAAGCUGAUGAAUGUCAUAUAUUCAGCGGUAAAGAAAGAGAUUGGACCUUCAAUUUUCAAGAGAUAUUUGCUUCGCUUAGCUCUUCACCAAAAAGAAAAAAGCUUAAGAAGAGGUAUUGUGUCAAAAAAUACUUUAUGGGAUAAACUCGUCUUUUCAAAUGUGCAGAAGCUUUUAGGAGGUUCUGCUCAUUUUAUAUUUACUGCAUCAGCACCUGUAUCCAGACAAGUUAUGCAAUUUUUUCGAUGUGCUAGUGGUUGUCUGGUCUUUGAAGCUUAUGGGCUUUCUGAAGUAGGUGCAGCAGCUAUGACAUUGAUGUCAGAAUAUGACAGUGGCUUUGUAGGUCCUCCACUUCCAGCAAACCAUAUAAAAUUGGUCAGUGUUCCUGAGAUGUUUUAUGAUGCUGAUAAUAAUGUUGGAGAAAUAUGUAUUCGGGGUCCAAAUGUGUUUCUUGGCUAUUAUAAAAAUCCUGAAGCUACUAAAGAAGCUUUUGAUAAAGAUGGAUGGCACCAUACAGGAGAUAUUGGCCAGUGGCUGCCUAAUGGCACACUAGCAAUUAUUGAUAGGAAAAAGCAUAUUUUCAAGCUGGCCCAGGGUGAAUACAUUGCACCUGAUAAAUCAGAAAACGUCUAUGUUCAAAGUCACAUAAUAUCACAAGUCUUCGUCGAUGGAUUUUCUGAUCAGGAAUUUGCAGUAGCAGUUGUUAUUCCUGACCCCAAACCAUUUUUAAUUUGGACAAAAGAAAAUGAUUUUACAGAAUCCAAUCUUGAAGUUUUAUGUCAAGAUCCAGCAGUUAGAAAGGCUCUAUUAAGUCAUAUGUUGAAAUUUGGGAAAAAGAAGAAUUUGAAUUCACUGCAUCAGGUUGGAAAUGUAUACCUAAGUCUUGAACCUUUUAGUCAAGAAAAUGGCUUAUUAACUCCUACUAUGAAGCUUAAAAGAUCAGUGGCAAGAAAAAAAUAUGAAAAGAUUUUUGAACAAAUGUAUGAAGAAGGAAACUUCAAGAAGAAUAUCAAUUUAUAGCACAGAGUAGGAGAAAUGAUCUGUGUGUGCCAAGAAUUACUCUGUUUCGAAGCAUUAAUAAUUAAUUUUAUAACUAGUUUUUAAAGAUAUGUAUAAAAAGCAUGCUAAGAUAAGAGGGAAAAAUUGUUACAGAGAACUUUUUAUGAUCUGACUUGUAAUUAAAUUACAGUGUGAGAUUUUUUAUGAAGUUUGCUAUUUUUCUAUUCAGAGCAAUUUUAAAAACAAGCUGAAUGUUUCUGGAUAUAAACUUUUAAAUAGCAAUGUAUUUUAUCAGUAUUCUUUCUUAUUCUUGGAGGUAUUUCUGAUUAUUAAAAGUUAUGUAUUUUUUUAACAUAUUUUUUAGAAAUAAAGUAAUUUACACCAAUUUUUUUCAAAUUC
Messenger RNA from Stegodyphus dumicola, 2709 nucleotides. RefSeq names its product long-chain-fatty-acid--CoA ligase 1-like. The record is from RefSeq and is a predicted model, not a curated record. NCBI's taxonomy places the organism in Eukaryota, Metazoa, Arthropoda, Arachnida, Araneae, Eresidae. Gene Ontology annotation, molecular function: long-chain fatty acid-CoA ligase activity. Gene Ontology annotation, cellular component: membrane; endoplasmic reticulum.